CAUUCAUUUCGUGGCAGAUCUCCCCAGCAUUCAUGGGCAAGACAGCGAAAGGGAGGCCAGCUGGAACUGGUGCCCAAGACUUGAAGAUGCACUCGCUUGACGUUGGCAACAAGAAGACGAAAGAGCAAAUGAGGUUCGAGCAGGCCACAAAGGAGGCGGUCCAGACUCUGGCACGGCUUGGGAUGCCGCCCGAGGAGCUCGCGGGGUCUAUCCGGAGGUGCCUCAACAACAUGCACGGUCCGGAGUGGCAUUGCGUGGCAGGCAAGGUCAAGGCGUUCAGCGUGCACGUCCGAUAUUGGCGCGGGAAGUCCUUCCUGUUUGAGGCAGAGGGCCUGCGAAUCAUUGUCUUCCAGUCUGCCCCGCCAGCACCGGAUGACCCGCUAUCAAGCCCGCAAGCCCACGAGCAAGACGCAGAACCCAAGCAGGGACCGUCAGCCAAAGGGGCGGAGCGAACAAGGUAACCAACCCAUUCUUCGUUGCCUGCUCUUCUUCAAUAAAUAUGUUUCUGUGUUGCAAAGCCUCUUCCAGAUGGGGGCAUCGAGCCGAGACCAUACAUAGCACAAUGCAUCAUUCCCCGGAGCCCCCUUUGCCUUGCCUCUGCGGAAUCUUGCUCCUACCUUCGCCGUGAGAAUGAUUCCGCGGUGCUCUUUCCCUCGUCAAUAGUAGAAAGGCUGGUUGACCAAGGUCGGAUGUUGUGUGCGAAUGAUAAUAGUACCAGCACAUACCUGACCACAGGUGGGAAGGCAUGUUGAGAGGGUCAGGAUUGAGGCAGUCGUCGCCCCCGAAAACUUGUGCCGUCAUUGCCGGGUAUUUUCUUCCGCCCCUGCACGUGGCGCUACCGUGUCCCUGGGACUUGGCAACAGAAUUUUCGACGAGAACGACCAAUGUAAUAUCUUUUCGAGUUGGCUGGGCUGCAGUGGUCGUUGAACGCCCUCGUGUCUUGCUCCUCGCUCCUUUAGUACAUGCCACAGACACGCACCCAAGUUUAUCUACUUUUUAAGAUCAGUGCAGGCCGUUGUUGAGGUUUGCUAAACGAGUACGAAUGCGGGAAGCCAACAGCCAAACAUACAGAUUGCCACGCCCUGGCGUGAUCCAUGUUUAACGAGCGUCCUCCUAGCAUGUGCCUUUUUUCUCUCCAGCAUCAAGGUACUGAGGUCGGAAAUGGAGCAAGGGUAUCAUAAGCGUGUUCUAGCCAUGGCCUCGGCGUCGGCGAGGGAACACGGGAAGACUGGCGAUUUGAACAGCAUCGUGGCCGCCCUCAAGGCUUCCCUAACGGAGUUCACAGGGCCUGUAUGGCAUGUUAUGGCCACCCGGGGGGCAGGUGAUUGGGGCUUCUCUGUUGCGCACGAAGAAGGACAGCUGCUAGAUUUCAAGCUGAACGGGGACCGAAUUCUCUGCUGGAAGCACGCGCAGGCUGCUCCGGGGCUGACUGACGUGCUCACCAUGAAGCGGAUAUCUACGUUCCUGUUCGUGGCAACGAUGCUGCUCCUGUGUGUCUACGUGAAGCUGCAAGGGUCGUGCGACCGGUGUUGCAGUUCUUGCCCAGGAGCGCGCGAGAAGGCCGGGUGCGUAAUGGCGCCAACCACUUCCGGUGGGGAGGCAGGAGCCGGCGACAUAGUGGUAGAAGGGUGCGACGUUGAUGUGACUGAGGCUGCAGAUCUCUGCCUGCGCAACGCGAAGAUUGCGUUGUUCGUGACGUGCGGAACUAUGGCCGGUGCCACGGCUUUGAAGUGGGCUGACCGAAGCAAGGCCAAGCGUCAAUUCAAGCACCAGGGUGCUUGACUCACGUCCAAAACACGCACGUUUUUAUAGCGGAGCAAGCGCAUAUAGAGAUUCGUGCAAUAGCAAGGUGCGCAGGUCGAUGUCCCCGCCCCAAGUUGUUCUUCCGUAAUUGACGCGGUGCGCCGUUAGGAUUGUUCUGCCAUGUGGUCGUUGCCAUCUCCUUGGCGGUGGUUGGUGUGAGAUCGGUGUUUUCUGUCAUAAUUUUGAGUGUUAGUCAAGAAGCACAUACAGCAGUAGGGCUGUCGGCAAUUGUGUCCGUGCUAAAGAGAUGCAAAGAGUUAUUCUGUCUCCUCUCGCGCCACUGCACGACUCA
This is a messenger RNA of Ectocarpus sp. CCAP 1310/34, 2095 nucleotides long. The record is from the annotation of a GenBank genome assembly. NCBI's taxonomy places the organism in Eukaryota, Phaeophyceae, Ectocarpales, Ectocarpaceae.